This is a messenger RNA of Entelurus aequoreus (snake pipefish), 2386 nucleotides long. It is a transcript of the gene ubxn2a, whose product is annotated as UBX domain protein 2A. Gene Ontology annotation, biological process: autophagosome assembly; proteasome-mediated ubiquitin-dependent protein catabolic process; Golgi organization. The transcript has 7 exons. Gene Ontology annotation, molecular function: ubiquitin binding. Bases 147 to 899 code for a protein of 250 amino acids. The record is from RefSeq and is a predicted model, not a curated record. Gene Ontology annotation, cellular component: cytosol; nucleus. Lineage: Eukaryota; Metazoa; Chordata; Actinopteri; Syngnathiformes; Syngnathidae.
GGACCAGGCUCGUUACGACAGUAGGAGCCAAUUUACGUCGCUGCGUGACGUCAGAGCUGCUGCCAUAAACGAGUAUGGUAGAAGCAGAUUUGUGUGUCCGCGAAGCAGCCGAGCAAAAUUAGAGCUGAUGGACAACACAAGUCGACAUGAUACACAAUGACGUGGAGAAUGAUGACAAUUUGGUUGCGAGCGAUGAUGAUGAAGAGGAGGCUCCGAUGAGAUGUAGUUUCUCAGUAGAAGACCUCCUGGACGAGGUGGAGAAGAUCUGUUACGAUGCCUCAGGGACGUCUAAGGUUGAGAUGGUGGUGCGCCUGUGGAAGGACGGCUUCACUGUCAACGACCAGGAGUUCCGCAGCUACUCAGUACCUGAAAACCAGCAGUUUCUGGACGCCAUCAAAAGGGGGGAGCUCCCGGCAGAGUGGGAGAGUCGGGCUGAGGAAGAGGAGCUGGAGGUCAAUGUGGAGGACCUGACAGAAGAAGCCUAUGUUCCCAAAAAGAAAGUUUUUCACCCUUUCAGCGGGAGAGGAUACCGGCUUGGCAGCGUAGCCCCCAGAGUCGUGGCCAGGUCGCCAUCUGUGCACGAGGAUGGAGAAUCUCCUCCUAUUCCCAUGGUAACGCUGGACCACGCCCUCCCCGUGACCUCGCUGCAGAUCUGGUUGGCCGAUGGCAGGAGAUUGGUACAGAGGUUCAACCUAUCACAUAGGAUUGUCGACGUUCAGGACUUUGUGGCGCGCUGCCAGAGGAACUGCCCGCCUUUCGUCCUGACCACAUCGCUUCCCUUGCGGGAGCUGAACAACAAAGAGCUGAGCCUCCACGAGGCGGAUCUGUCAAAUGCUGUCAUCGUCCAGAGGCCUCUGGACACACAGGCGCCCUUUGGACACUCGGGACUAGCACCUUAAAUCCUCUGAUUCCCUUGUGACCUUUCACCUGUCCUUCAUCUACCUUUCAUUGUCAUUUGUUAUUGUGGACUUCUUGUGGGAUUAUUAACAAUCCUGUUUAUAUCUGGUGUUAAAGAUCACAUAAUACGCUAAUAUUGCUUUCAUACUUAUAAACCUAUAUAUGUGUAUAAAGUCAUAAAGUUCACCUUGUCUUUGGAGCUUAUGUAAGGUGCAAACUCUUUUUCUCGAUUAUACAGCCUGAAUCCGUCUGCAAGUGUUCUCAUCCAAUCAGAAGCUUGAUCAGAUUUUAAAAAACAUAUAAAAAAACAACGUAUACUUGCUCUCAGCUCACCGCUAAAUGCUCCUCUUGUCUUUGGAGGUCUCCCAUGAGCAGACAGCAGCAUAUAUUACUAACGGACCACAAAUUUAAAAUAUAUAGAACUGGAUUGUUUAUCACACUUCUCUCCUUUUCAUUCAUGUUGUACUGGUAUAUUUCUUGUGAGACAAGUGAAUGUGAGUGUGAAUGCUGUCUGUCUAUCUGUGUUGGCCCUUUGAUGAGGUAGCGACUUGUCCAGGGUGACCCCGCCUUCCGCCCGAAUGCAGCUGAGAUAGGCUCCAGCACCUCCCGCGAUCCUGAAAGGGACAAACGGUAGAAAAUGGAUUGAUGAAAGUGCUAUUAAAUUAAACAAAUGAAAAGCCCCAAAGGCAGGAUUUCACACCAGGUGUAAACGGGAUUGUGUCCAGCCCAUCAAACGGGUCAAAGGCGCUUGUUGAUUGUUUAGGGUCCGGUCCCCUCUGGAGGAAAUUUUUUCUGCCAGACAAAAACCCCUCAAUUUGGCACCCGAUGCAGAUGGUAAUCAAAUCAUCCUGGUGUCCAUCUGCUGGUUCAUAACACUUGUGAACCCCUCCCCUCCUCAUCCUGCACACAAACAAACAUAUAAAGCCGCACCAAAAAAUGCAUGUUAAAGUCUUCCCAAACUGUGAUUCAUAUUUUACUGCACUUUUGAAUGCCAGUAUGCUGCUUGUUUUACAUUGAAUCUUCAUGUUGCCUAUUUGCUCAUUCUGACAAGUUAUUCAUGGUAAUGUUUCAUUUAUAUCACACUGUAAGCUUGUUAUGUAUGAAUGUAUCAUAUUAUCUGCUUCGCAUUCUUUACGUCCAACAUGGAGUUCAAAACUAAACUCACAAUACAGGAAAUGGAAUACGAACAGUAUUUGUGUUUAAGUUACUUCCUGGUUAGACCGUGACUGUGAAAAUAUGUUCUUGUUUUUGCACCUUUGUUUAUAUCUGCACUGAAAUGCAUGAAGUUCUUCCUCGUCUUUAGCACCACUAAAAAAGUUAGGCGUUUGCGUUAAACGUUGAGUUGACGACGCUAGAAUUCUCGCUCGCUCAUUUGGAGGGCCCAGGUUUAAACCUCAAGCGGAACGGAAGCAAAGCAUGCUUUUGAAAGUAAUUCAUCAAUAACAGAGCAUAUAGAGCAGAUUGCCUUCUUCAUUAGUGUUGACUUUUG